AUGAUCCAGCAACACCUGAGACAGCUCCUGCCAGAGAGGGAGGUGGAUCCUUCUGCUGCCUUUGCCCUGCUCUGUGGCUCCGCAGCAGCCGUGGCGGUCUGGAAAUGGCUGGGCAAAAGGCAGAUCCAGAAGAGAAUGGAAGAAGCUCGGAGGACCCGGGAUGAGGGUGUGAAGAAAAUGGCCAAGGCUGUCCAGCAGUUCAGGGAGCAGGUCCCCAGUGUCCAGACAGAUGCCAUCCUGUCCCUGCCCCUGCUGGAGCUCACUGGGAGACUGCGGGAAGGGUCUCUGUCCCCCAAGACUGUCCUCUACACCUUCAUAGAGAAGGCCCUGGAAGUGACCCAGCAGACAAACUGCUUGCAACAUUUCAUCCCAGAGUGUGAGGAGCACCUCCAGGAAAUACAACAGCAGAGGGAGAAAGGACUGCUCUAUGGCAUCCCCGUCAGCAUCAAGGACCACAUUGGCCACAAGGGGCAUCUGUCGACCUGUGGGCUUGUGCAGUGCCUGGGCACUGUGGUGCAGGAGGACAGCAUCCUAGUGAAGGUUUUGAAGAGCCAGGGGGCCAUCCCCUUUGCAAUGACCAACGUGCCACAAUCCCUCUUCAACUAUGACUGCAGCAAUCCCAUCUUCGGCCAGACCCUGAAUCCCUUCAACCACCACAAGAGCCCCGGGGGCUCCUCGGGAGGAGAGGGAGCUCUGAUCGCAGGGGGAGGCUCCAUCCUGGGCAUCGGCUCAGACAUCGGCGGCAGCAUCCGCCUGCCUUCCAGCUUCUGCGGGCUGUGUGGGCUCAAACCCACGGCCGAAAGGCUCAGCCUGUCUGGAGCGAGUGGCCCAUUCAGUGGGAUCCUGGCAGUUCCCUGUGCUCUGGGGCCGAUGGCGAGGGAUGUGGACAGCCUGGCCCUCUGCAUGAAGGCGCUGCUCUGUGAGGAGUUGUUCCGGCUGGACCCCACCGUGCCCCCCAUCCCUUUCAAUGAGGAUGUGUACUCCAGCUCCGCUCCUCUGCGGGUCGGGUACUACGACACAGACAACUACUUCCCGCUGCCCCCCUGCAUGCGGCGGGCAGUGCAGGACACCAGGAGGGCUCUGCAGGCAGCUGGGCACCAGCUGGUGCCCUUUUCUCCACCUCGGAUCCCCUAUGUCAUGAAUGAACUCUUUCUGAAGACCUUUUUUGCUGAUGGAGGCCGUGCUUGGUUGGACUUGUUCACAGGAGAUAUCGUAGAUCCAAGCUUGAAAUCCCAGGUGAAUUGCUGCAGGAUCCCAACGCUGGGGAAGAAGCUGCUGGCUCUGAUUCUUAAACCUCUGUUCCCCCGCCUGGCUGACUAUCUGAAUGCCUUGUGUGGAAUGAGCUCCAUGAAGGAGAUGUGGAAUCAUCAACAUCAAAUAGAGGUGUAUCGCACUGAGUUCAUCACGCUGUGGAGGGAACUGGCACUGGAUGUUGUGCUGUGCCCUGUCCUGGGGCCUGCCUUCACCACAGGAUACCCUGGGAAACUCCUCACUGCCAUCUCCUCCACGAUGCUGUACAAUGUCUUGAACUUCCCUGCUGGGGUUGUACCCGUCAGCACAGUGACAGAAGCUGAUGAGGAAGAGCUAAAGCUUUACCAAGGAUACUGUGGUGACCCCUGGGACCGGAUGCUGAAACAGGUAGCAGCAUGGGAAGUGGUGGAGCAGAGACUGCUGGUGGAUGUUCAAUAG
This is a messenger RNA of Melopsittacus undulatus (budgerigar), 1689 nucleotides long. Its product is annotated as vitamin D3 hydroxylase-associated protein-like. Gene Ontology annotation, molecular function: amidase activity; fatty acid amide hydrolase activity. The record is from RefSeq and is a predicted model, not a curated record. Gene Ontology annotation, biological process: fatty acid catabolic process. Lineage: Eukaryota; Metazoa; Chordata; Aves; Psittaciformes; Psittaculidae.